Penicillium lagena is the source of this 909-nucleotide messenger RNA. RefSeq lists its product as uncharacterized. NCBI's taxonomy places the organism in Eukaryota, Fungi, Ascomycota, Eurotiomycetes, Eurotiales, Aspergillaceae. The record is from RefSeq and is a predicted model, not a curated record. The transcript has a single exon. The coding region runs from base 1 to 909 and encodes 302 amino acids.
AUGGCGUUGUCCAAGGACAUGGAGCCUAUUUCUUCUCCAUUUUUCCCGAACAUCUUCUUCAAAAGUCAGUUUCGUGCCAAACCCACAUGGCCUCCGGAAAGCACCAGCCUUAUUGGCAAAGUGGCAAUCGUGACUGGCGCAAACCAAGGUCUCGGCUUCGAAGCCUCCGACCAACUCCUCUCGCUAGGGCUUGCGCGCUUGAUCAUCGCCAUCCGCUCUGUAGCCAAGGGCGAAGCAGCAGCCGACAUUCUUCGCGCCAAGUAUCCCAAGACGAUCAUAGAUGUAUUCCAGUUGGAUAUGUCAUCUUACGACUCGAUACAAGCAUUCGUUGCGCAGGUCGAGCAGCUUGAACGUCUUGACAUCGCUAUUCUGAACGCCGGCGUAAGGAAAAUGACGUUCGAGCCCGUACCCGGCACAGGCCACGAAGAAACUAUCCAAGUCAACUACAUCUCGACUACGCUGCUCUGCGUCCUCCUUCUACCCGUUCUCAAAAGUAAAUCCGCAGAAGGCCCUGGCCGGAUAUCAAUCAUCAGUUCUGGUCUUGCUUUCCAAGCCAAGUUCCGCAGCCGAACAGCCACACCAAUCCUUUCCUCAUUUGAUGACCCCAUAUUUUUUGAUGUAUUGGAUCGAUACAGCACGUCAAAGCUCCUUGGCAUGAUGUUUCUCCGCAAGCUGGCUGACUAUGUAUCUGCUGAUGAUGUGGUCGUCAAUCUCGUUGAUCCCGGUUUCGUCAAAGACACGAGCCUUACACGCGAUUUAUCGCUUGUGGGAUCGGCGCUCAUGACAGUAUGGAAGCACAUCGCUGCAAGGUCCUUGAGAGUUGGCGCUUCGACCUAUAUUGAUGGCGUAGUUCUCAAGGGGAAGGAGUCGCACGGGUGCUACAUCAUGAGCUGGAAGAUUAGUCCGUAA